GAGCCUUUCCUUGACAAGAAGAGCAUUAACGACAUUCCAGAGGGUUCGAAUAAGGAAAGGGGACUGGCAUCUGAUCAACAUAAUAUUAAUAUUAUCGAGAUUCCAAAGGACUUGGAACCUCACCCGCCGCAAGAGACGUGUUGGAUCCAUCUGGUUCCGGAGAAGCUCAGAAAUAUACGCAAAGAAGCUUACACUCCCCAGCUAGUUUCCAUUGGCCCUCUUCACUAUGGCAAUCCAAAGCUGAAGGCAAUGCAGAUUCACAAGAUCAAAUAUAAGCAAGAAUUCUGGAAUCGCGACUUCUGUUAACAUACUUCGAAGACGAAAUUCAUGGAAGAAAAUGAUUGGCUGGAAAAGAUCCAGCGUAAGUAUGCAGUGACGUUUGAGUCUGUAGAUACGUCGGCGUUGAAACGCGUGAUUUUACAAAAUGCCUGCUUCAUCUCUGAGCUCUUCUUGAGAAACUAUGAAAUUCAGCUACAUAAUAAAAGGCAUGAACCUCAGCCACAUGAGAAAAACAAGCAAAGUGAUGCUGCAGUGGAGCUACCUGAGGAAAUCAAAAAACAUACAGAGGGCUACAUAUUGAGAAGACCAUGGCUGACGGAAGCUAUAAGACAGGACUUGAUACUGCUGGAAAAUCAGCUUCCAUAUUCUGUUCUCACUGAUCUAUUCGACUUCAUGUUCAAACAAACUCCAGUUAAUGUGCCUACGUAUCUACCAAAACUAAAUGAGAAAAGUGUAAGGGAUGAUUUCAUUUGCAUAAUUGCCGCUGAAUUCUUCCUUGAGUAUUACAAAUUUGGAAGAUCUCCCGCCAGCGGUGCCGCCGCCACGACCGCCAAGGCCGCUGCCGCCGCCUCCAAAUCAACAUUCCUGGCGGGCGUGAAGUUUCGGCGUGGAGAUAAAGAAGCUAGACUAACUGACAUAAAGAAGAAGGGUGGCCUCUGUUGGUUAAAUGGGUGCUGUUUGGAUUUGCAGUUCCCUGAAUUGAGUGUAAAAGACGACACCGAAUGCAUUAUGAGAAACGUCAUGGCGUUGGAGCAGUUUGUUUAUCCACGUGAGCCUUUUAUCUGCAAUUAUGUUUUUCUGCUGGACCAACUCAUCAGCACUCAGGGAGAUGUGCAAUUUCUAAUUGACAAGAAAAUUGUUAGCAACUGGCUAGGCAACAGCGACGCAGUGGUUGACUUGGUUAACAAACUGUGCGACCAAAUUGUGGUAUCAAAUUUCUUCUACAAUCAGCUCUGCGAAGAACUUAACAAACAUCAUGAAAAUGCCUUGAACGUUUUCAGGGCAACCCUCAACAGGGUUUACUUCAAGGACCUUUUUACUAUUUCUUCCACUGCUGUUGCGGCUUUUUUCCUUGUAUUCUCCAUUUUCUCUACCUGGUUAACCAUCAAGAAUCUCUUCUGUUAG
Messenger RNA from Ziziphus jujuba (common jujube), 1404 nucleotides. RefSeq lists its product as uncharacterized. NCBI's taxonomy places the organism in Eukaryota, Viridiplantae, Streptophyta, Magnoliopsida, Rosales, Rhamnaceae. The record is from RefSeq and is a predicted model, not a curated record. The transcript has 3 exons. The coding region runs from base 328 to 1404 and encodes 358 amino acids.